CCUAGUUGGUUUUGGGGCUCCCUGAUGUAGUGCUUAUAUGAGGAGACUAUAUUCACAAGUUAUUGGGAUUUAAAUAGUAGAACAAUAAGAAGAGUUGUAUCAGUUGAGAAUGGGUAUCUGCAUAUCCAUUGCAUCUUCAGAAAUUCAUCAGUCUGAGGAUUGCAAUGAAAAUGUGGUAUUCUAUGAUGAGACUUUUGCUGCUGAUGAAAGUCAAAGGCAUGGUUCUCUUCAUUCUCAUCAAGGAAGCAAGUCAUCAAACCAAGAUGCUGCAAUUUUAUACCAGGGCUAUGGAACAGAAGAUGGAGUUCUAUGUGGAGUUUUCGACGGCCAUGGAAAGAAUGGUCACAUAGUAAGCAAGUUGGUCAGAAACCGCUUGCCUUCACUGUUGCUAAACCAAAAGAACACACUCACAAAGAUCAAUAAUACAGUUGGGUAUGCUACUAGUUUCCUCAAUCAGAGAGUAAAUGGUGAAAUAGUAUCGAACAAAAGUUUUCACAUAUGGAAAGAGGCUUGUAUUAGUGCCUUCAAGGUGAUGGACAAGGAGAUUAAGCUUCUUGACAGUUUGGACUCCUCUUGCAGUGGAACCACCGCGGUUGUCGUCAUCAAACAGGGGGAAGAUCUGGUAAUUGCUAAUCUCGGAGACUCAAGAGCAGUGAUGGGGACAAUCACUGAGGAUGGAAUACUCAAGGCUGUUCCAUUGACCAUUGAUUUAAAGCCUGGUUUACCAAUGGAAGCAGAUAGGAUAAGGAAGAGGAAUGGAAGAGUAAUGGCAAUGAGAGAAGAGCCACACAUACAGAGAGUAUGGUUGCCCCAUGAUGACUCCCCAGGCCUCGCCAUGUCCAGAGCUUUCGGAGAUUUCCUUCUCAAAAACCAUGGCAUUAUCGCUAUCCCUGAAGUCUUCUAUCUCCAACUCACUUCUCGUGAUAGGUUUCUUGUUCUUGCCACUGAUGGGGUGUGGGAUGUGCUGAGCAACAAUGAAGUGGCAUCCAUUGUAGCAGCAGCAGGAACUGAGGCGGCGGCUGCAAGAACAGUGGUAGAUGCCGCUGUUUCAGCAUGGAGGAGAAAGUUUCCUUUUUCAAAGAGGGAUGACUGCACCGCAGUCUGUCUCUUUUUACAGAAAGACGCAAACAACCCUUGCUUGAGAUUGAGUCGUUAGCCUCUCAUCUUCAUAUAGAUUGUUGAGCACAAACAAAUUUUACUUUGAGGCACUUUUUACUCGUUGUAAGAUUUGGUGAUGUUGCCUACGCCUCUAAUAAUAUUUCCCAAGAGGCUUUUUUUUAAUCAUGGCUAACAAUGGAAGAAAUUUGAAAAGAAGAACGAGCUAACGCUCUAUCCAUGUGUGAACCAGAGAAAAAAUUCUGGAGUUUACUGUUACAAUAGUGAAGGUUGUGGUCUCGAUCCUUGGAUGGAAAUUGAAUUGAGUGUUUGAUACAUGUGAUAGUUUGUAAAUAAUCAGGAUUGAUCACAGAAAGGGUUGUAUGGAGCAUGAAUGCUUAGAAAAGUGAAUUAAAAAGCUUUCACAACUAA
Messenger RNA from Camellia sinensis, 1527 nucleotides. Lineage: Eukaryota; Viridiplantae; Streptophyta; Magnoliopsida; Ericales; Theaceae. The record is from RefSeq and is a predicted model, not a curated record.